Striga hermonthica is the source of this 795-nucleotide messenger RNA. The record is from the annotation of a GenBank genome assembly. NCBI's taxonomy places the organism in Eukaryota, Viridiplantae, Streptophyta, Magnoliopsida, Lamiales, Orobanchaceae.
AUGUUAAAACGACUAAAGGUCGAGAAACCACCAGUAGUAGUUCAUUAUUUUUCACGAUUUUCAAGAUUCAAUCCGGUUUCGGUCGAUUGGCCAAUGGCAUCUUCUGGAGACUCCUGGGUAAGGGAAUAUAAUGAAGCAGUCAGACUUUCUGAUGACAUCACUAACAUGAUAUCCGAAAGGAACUCGCUGCCAGCAUCUGGGCCAGAAGCCCAACGGCAUUCAUCUUCCAUACGGAGGAAAAUAACCAUACUGGGAACCAGACUGGACAGCCUACAGUCUCUUCUAUCAAAGCUUCCCGGCAAGCAAUCUUUGUCUGAGAAAGAAAUGAAUCGUCGUAGGGACAUGGUUUCUAAUUUGAGAUCAAAAGUGAACCAGAUGGCUUCCACUUUGAACAUGUCAAAUUUUGCGAAUAGGGACAGUUUACUUGGCCCUGAGAUAAAGCCUGUUGAUGCAAUGAGCAGAAUCAGUGGCCUUGACAACCAUGGUGUUGUUGGUCUCCAAAGACAAGUCAUGAAAGAACAAGAUGAGGGUCUUGAGAAACUGGAGGAGACAGUGAUAAGCACCAAGCACAUUGCACUGGCAGUAAAUGAAGAGCUUGAUUUGCAUACAAGAUUAAUUGAUAAUCUAGAUGAACAUGUCGAGGUCACAGACUCCAGAUUGCAGAGGGUACAAAGGAGGCUUGCAAUAUUGAACAAGAGGACUAAGGGUGGCUGCUCCUGCUUGUGCCUCCUCCUAUCUGUCAUAGGGAUUGUGGUUUUGGUUGCCAUCAUAUAUUUGUUGGUCAAGUAUUUGUAA